This is a messenger RNA of Grosmannia clavigera kw1407, 1185 nucleotides long. Its product is annotated as biotin synthase. The transcript is spliced from 2 exons. NCBI's taxonomy places the organism in Eukaryota, Fungi, Ascomycota, Sordariomycetes, Ophiostomatales, Ophiostomataceae. The record is from RefSeq and is a predicted model, not a curated record. Gene Ontology annotation, molecular function: biotin synthase activity; 2 iron, 2 sulfur cluster binding. The coding region runs from base 1 to 1185 and encodes 394 amino acids. Gene Ontology annotation, cellular component: mitochondrion. Gene Ontology annotation, biological process: biotin biosynthetic process.
AUGGUGCUGUUGGCGCGCGCUGUGCCGUGGCCUGUGACGUUGAGAGUGACGGGCAUCCGAGCGUAUGCUGCUAUUGGAGGAGAGGAGCAGAAAUGGACCAAGUCGACAAUCCCAACCCCAACAUCGGCCACGACAGGUCUGCCAGCCGGCCAGGUCCAGGAAAAGAGCGAUGCUCUGCUGCAGGCCAUGGCGGCGACGGAGAUGCGGAACGACUGGACGAGGGAGGAGAUUUCCGCGAUUUACCACGAGCCAUUGAUGGAGCUGGUGUACCAAGCUGGUACGGUGCACCGCCGCUUCCACAGGCCGGGUGAGGUGCAACUGUGCACGCUGAUGAACAUCAAGACCGGCGGCUGCACGGAGGACUGCAAGUACUGCGCACAGUCGACACGGCACCAGAAGGGAACAGGCCUGGUGGCCAAGAAGGUCGAGUCGGUCGAAUCGGUGCUGGCGGCGGCACGGGUGGCCAAGGAGAACGGCAGCGCGCGCUUCUGCAUGGGAGCAGCAUGGCGGGACAUGCGCGGCCGCAAGAACAGCAUGCGCAACGUGAUCGAGAUGAUCCAGGGAGUGCGGGCGCUAGGAAUGGAGGCAUGCGUGACGCUCGGGAUGAUCGACCAGGCACAGGCGCUCGAGCUCAAGGCGGCCGGCCUGACGGCCUACAACCACAACGUCGACACGAGCCGGGAGUUCUACCCGAGCGUCAUCUCGACGCGGACAUACGACGAGCGUCUGCAGACGCUGGGCCACGUGCGAUCUGCCGGCAUCAACGUCUGUUCAGGCGGCAUUCUCGGUCUCGGCGAGGCUGACCACGACCGCGUCGGACUGCUGCACACCGUGGCCACGCUGCCGAGCCAUCCCGAGAGCUUUCCAGUCAACGCACUGGUGCCCAUCAAGGGCACGCCGCUGGCCGAACAACAUGCCGUCCCGUUCACCAACAUGCUGCGCACCAUUGCCACUGCCCGCCUGCUGAUGCCGCGCACCAUCAUCCGCAUCGCCGCCGGUCGCAAGGCCAUGUCGGAGGAGAGGCAGAUGCUCUGCUUCUCGGCUGGCGCCAAUGCCAUCUUCACCGGCGAGAAGAUGCUCACGACCGAGUGCAACGGCUACGAUGAGGACAAGGACAUGUUCGCCCGCUGGGGUCUGCAGCCCAUGAAGAGCACACCGCUCGUGGGUCGGGAAGGCCCGCCCUGA